Oryza brachyantha (malo sina) is the source of this 3136-nucleotide messenger RNA. RefSeq lists its product as uncharacterized. The record is from RefSeq and is a predicted model, not a curated record. The coding region runs from base 42 to 2864 and encodes 940 amino acids. NCBI's taxonomy places the organism in Eukaryota, Viridiplantae, Streptophyta, Magnoliopsida, Poales, Poaceae. The transcript is spliced from 5 exons.
AGUCGAGGAGGUCAGGAGAGGGGAGCUGUGGGGAGAGGUCUAUGGAAGGGAAGGAGUCGCUGAGCGGGGGGCACCUCUGCCACGUGUGCGGGUACCAGUACCCCAACGCCAACCCCAGCGCCAAGCUCCGCCGCUCCCACCGGAAGAGCUGCGGGAAGACGCCGGCCGCGGCGGCGGGAGCGGACGAGCGGAAGGACGACGCCGCGGAGGCGGAGCCGCGCAAUGCGGUGGGCGAGGGGCUCGUGCCACCAGGUAGAGGAGGAGGAGGAGGAGGAGGGGAGCCGGAGGAGAAUGGCAGCCCCGGCGAGGCGAAUGCAGGCUCUGCAUCGCUCGGAUCUGCGAAAGGAGACGCUGAUUUGGUGGAGGUCAAGGAGAGUUCAGAACACACUUCUCUAAAUGUUGCUGGAGUUCAAGACAUGACUGAUUCCUGCAGUGAAACUGGCCUGAUGAAUCGCACAAAUGAUUUUGAUGAAAUUAGAAAAGAAGUUGGACGUCCAGCCGAACGAGAAGAUAGUCUUGAUGAGUACCAGGAUGCAUCCCCUUUUCUUCAUCAAUCAGAUUCUGAAGUUGGUGAGACAGUAGCAGAGAAGUCAGAGUUUUCUAUAGAAGAAAUUAAGAAUUUGGAUAGUUUUUCAUCAGGAGUGAGUGUAGCAGCAAAUGAAAUUUCUGUGGAAAUUGAUGGGGCAUGGAAAGAAAAGUCAUCUGGACAACCAGAUAUGACUGAUUCUGGUGAAUCCGAAGUUGGAAAAGAUGUUGGAUGCCAUUCAGAUAGUAGAGCUGAAUUAGCUGAGCCUACCGUGAAGCUUGAGAGUUCAGAUGAAUUAUCAUUGAAUAUCUACAGUGAUAAUACUGAUAUGGUUGACAGCAAUCCUAAUAAGACAUCUGACUCUAGCGAGUUUAUUGAUGAUAUGAAUGGUUCAACUCUGCUUAUUUCUGACCUAGAAUCCCAAUCUACGUGUCCCAGAAAGGUGGAAAGCUUAAUGGAAGAUAGCUUGGAUGUUCUGCACAUCAUAUCUGAAGUAUCAUCAAGUUCAGAAAAACAGGCAGGACCAGCUAAUGGCGAAUCUGAGACAGAAAAUAAUUCUGGAAAUGACUUCGUGCAAACUGAAGAUGAGUUGAAGCUCACUAAUGCAGUAAAUACUUUGACAGAGUGCCCUUCACAGUGCAAGCAUGUUAAAGAUACUUUAGAUGUCCAGUUGCCUGUUGAGAAUUCGUGCCUGGGUGAUUCAGUAUGUUCUUUAGAUGGUCAUCAGAGUGACCAUGCUGUUACUAAUAUGGAUAGUAUGUGGGGUUCUGAUGAUGAAGAUAUUUGUAGUGAAGGGAUUAAAGCAAAGGGCAGUGAGUUGGGUUUCUCUUGUGAGGAGAGGCCACAACAUGUUGAGCAGUCAGAUUAUAUAGCAGCUGGAAAUCCUUUUGUAGUGAAGCCUAAUGGAUUCUCAGAAGAGCAAGUCUGCAGCAAAGAGAUUGGCCCUGAGGUUCCUGCGAUAGAUCAAGUCUGUGCAAGUCAGGAGCAUGCUGCCUUACAAAUGGAUCAAAUGUCCUCCACCAAGAAUCCAUUCAUUCUGGAUGAUACCAGGAGCGAUGAUUUAUUUGAGCUUGCAACAGAGAGUUACCAUUCACCAAAUGUUGCUCAAUCCAAGCAGGAAGUUGACUUCACACCUCUGCCACUGGACCAGCUGCCAUUUUCUGACCAAACUAGCAUUGCUAAAGGGCAGCACUCUGUCAUCUCAGAUAAUCACAUACUAGCUAUCUCAAGUGCCAGCGGAAAUGAACCUGCAGUUGGCACAGUGGACGUGUCUGUCAGUAGCACUUAUCCUACAAAGAAAAUUUCCUUGCAUGAUGCCCCAGUGAACCAUAACAAGCAGGAAGACGGAGAGUGUGUAAGUGGCAUCAAUUUUGUGCCGUCUCAAGUAUCUCCACCAGAGUUUAGCACAAAGUCUACUUCUCAAGAUAUGAAUGCUGUCAAGACAGAUGAGAACGUGAAUGCGCCGCUUGAAGAUAUAAGCACCAAGGGUAUGACUGCAUCACUGAGUGUAGAUGAUGUUGAAGAAAAGAAAGAGACUGAAGGCACUAGUGUGAAGGAGAUGGAUUCAAUACCCAAAGCAGACAACGUUGAAGAAGAGAAGCUGACUGAUGGCACUAGUGCAGAGAUGAAUGCAGUACAUCACACAGAUGACGCUGAAAAGAAGCAGUCCGGUGACUCUGUUUCCAGGGAAACGAGUACUCUACAAAAUUUACAAGAAAGGCAACAACAGGCUGAAGAUACUGGUGCUAAGGGAGUGCCUGCAGUAGGCAGCAUGGGAGAUACUGAUGUGGAGAACCAAACUGAAAACACUGAUGCAAAGGAGAUGAAGGCAGGAUGUGAGACAUACAGCGCUGACGGCAAGAAGCAGACUAAUGACACAAGCACAGAGGAGACGAACGAAAACAGCCCGGCUCAAGACGCUUGCUCAAAGGACACAGACACCAUGCAAACCAGAGCCAAUGCCGAAGAGAAGAACCACACUGAAGACCCAGCUUUAGCUAACCAGGAGGGAAAUAAGCAGAACGAAGACAUCUCCCUCACAGCAGCGAAGCAGAACUCAGAGAGGGUCCAUGUCCCUCUGAAGGUCCUCCUCGCCGAGGCGAGCGUGGAGACGAAAGAGAAGAAGACGACCGCCAAGGAGCGGGUGCUGUCAUUCAGGCGCCGAGCUUCGAAGGACGAUCCAUCUUCGGCGAAGUCUGGCUCCACCCCGAAGGCUGGUGCUGAUGACAACAAGUACUGGAGCUCCCCUGCCAGACUGCCCGAGAACAAUGCCGAGAAGAAAUCCAAGCCAAGGAGGCAGCCAUGGAUGCCGUUCAUCUGCUGCCACUCGGUACACUGAGCCUUGCAAAUCUUCUUCAGCUAUACACCCAUGUGCAUGUGGCAUCUUGAAGGUUUUAUUAUCGAUAGCACUAGUAGUAGCAUUAGUAGAAGGGCUGCUGUAUGCUCUUUCUUGUAUUGCAUUGUAACUAGAGCUCUCCCCAUCCUUUUGUGUAGAUAGUCCAUGCAGCUAAGAUUGUUUGGUAUGAGCUGAUAUUGUCGCAGAUCUUUGUGUUGGGACGUGAUCCGGUGCGAUUUUGAUGUCGAUAGUAAACUUGCUCAUUGGUUGAUGAA